AUGGGUCUGGUAAAGGAAAUUUUGGGACAACUCGAAACCCGAUUCCUCCUAUCAGUGAACCCUGAGCAGGACUCAGAUGAGGAUGCUACUCUGUCAAAGGAACAAGAUGCUGUUGCACGAUACGUUCGAUUCAACUGUCCGACAAGUACUACGAUGUUCCAGGGGAACGAAGUGCAGUACUUUACAGGUUCAAAGGCCAUCGAUACCUUGAUGGAGUCAAAGUACGGCUCAAAAGCUAAAAAUGAAGCUGCCAUGUUAUUCCCUAACAGGCAGGCAGCUGUUAAUUAUAUGCGUGAGCUGAUGACUCACCAACUAUUUUUCCACGCGCGAAAACUGGUACCAAAAAAGAAGGAGGAUAAGGAGAAAAAGGAUAAGGGCAAGUUGCUUUUUGCAGAGACUGGCAAGCCAACGAAAUCUGAAAAGGACGAGAAAAAGAAAAAGGAGGACGAGACAGUAACUGAGACAGAGGCCGAAGACAAGAAGGAUGACAAGAAAACAAAGGACUCAGAUGAAAAGAAAACCAAGGAGGAGGAAGAAAAAAAGAAAAAGAAGAAGGUCAAACUUGAGGUGCAUGAUGUGCAGGUCUUCAACGAUGACAAAGAUGUGUAUGUGUGGGUGUUCGAUCCAACGCCAUUGUAUAAAAAAAUAAUUGGACUUUGCAUGGUUCUGGGCACAAUAGUCGGUUGCCUGUUUCCCUUAUGGCCAAUGUGGCUCCGCCAAGGAGUAUAUUACUUGUCACUUGCUGGAAUUUCGCUUUUUGGAGUUAUUGUAGUGGUUGCUAUUUUACGCACAAUCCUCUUUGGCAUCAUAUGGCUUGCAACUAUGGGUCAACAUAAGCUCUGGAUUCUUCCCAACCUAACAGAAGACUGUGGUUUCUUCGAAUCAUUCCAACCGUGGUACACGUAUGAGUAUUGCCCUCGAGACAAGAAGGGUAAAGACGCAAAGAAGAAGAAACAAAAGAAAGCGAAAGAAAGUGAUGAUGAAAAGGAAGAUCAACCUGAAGGUGACGAUGACCAGGGGGACAAGAGUAAUGCUAGCCAAGGCAGUCAUUCGGGUGAACCAUCAGGGAGUGAGAAACUCCGAUUAUUUCUUUGA
Molecule: messenger RNA, 1095 nt
Organism: Cooperia oncophora
Lineage: Eukaryota; Metazoa; Nematoda; Chromadorea; Rhabditida; Trichostrongylidae
Source: the annotation of a GenBank genome assembly